UUCUUGUAUCUUUUUCUUAUCAUCUUCAAUCUUCUUGACUUAUACAAUCUAACAGGAAAGUUAACUAACUUACAUUUAUAUCAACUUAAAUUUAUAUCACAUAACACAAACAAAUAAGAAAUGAAGUACACAUCUAUCUUAGCUAUUGCUGCUACUUUAAUCAACACAUCUGUUGCGUAUUAUGUUCCAGGUCAACCAUACUCAACUUUGACGCCAACUGCUACUUAUUCUGGUGCUUCAACUGAUUACACUCAAAGUUUCGGUAUCCAAAUUUUAACUUUAACAUCUGCUUCAGCCACUGCUGCUGCCAAAAGAGAUGUUAACCAAAUAGAUGAUGGUCAAAUCCAAGCUCAAACUACUUCAUCUGCCCAAGUCAUCAAUCAAAUUGGUGAUGGUCAAAUCCAACAUCAAACCACCGCCUCCGCUGCUCAAGUUAUUAAUCAAAUAGGAGAUGGUCAAAUCCAACAUCAAACUACUGCUUCUGCUGCUCAAGUUAUUAACCAAAUCGGUGACGGUCAAAUCCAACAUCAAACCACCACCACUGCCUCUGUUGUCAAUCAAAUUGGUGAUGGUCAAAUUCAACACCAAACCACAUUAACUACUUCUACUAUUACUGGUGCUUCUCAAAUUACUGAUGGUCAAGUUCAAGCUCCAACUGCUUCUUCUGAAGCUAUCACUGAUGGUUUACCAGAAGCCUGUCUUACUCCAAACUCUUUAGCUAUGACCUUAAAUGGAUCUAUCUUAACUGAUUCUCAUGGUAGAGUUGGUUCUAUUGUUGCUAACAGACAAUUCCAAUUCGAUGGUCCACCACCACAAGCCGGUGCUAUUUACGCUGCUGGUUGGUCUGUUACUUCUGAUGGUUUCUUAGCUUUAGGUGAUUCAGAUGUCUUUUACCAAUGUUUAUCAGGUGAUUUCUACAACUUAUAUGAUGAAAAUGUUGCUGCUCAAUGUGAACCAGUUAAAUUAAGCGUCAUUGAUUUAGUUGCUUGUUAAAUAUAAACAUCAUCAUUAUCAUCAUCAUCAUCAAAAGUACACUAGAUAAGGGAUAUAUUAUCUCCUUAGUUUCCAUUUCUUCUUCCACGAUACUUUUCUUUCGUUUCGUUACAUUAUAGUUCACUAAAAUUUUUUUACUAUAUAGGCUUGGGUUUCACAACAAUAAAAUAUUUAAAUU
This is a messenger RNA of Scheffersomyces coipomensis, 1171 nucleotides long. RefSeq names its product beta-1,3-glucan linked protein (gene PIR1). NCBI's taxonomy places the organism in Eukaryota, Fungi, Ascomycota, Pichiomycetes, Serinales, Debaryomycetaceae. The record is from RefSeq and is a predicted model, not a curated record. Bases 121 to 993 code for a protein of 290 amino acids. Gene Ontology annotation, biological process: fungal-type cell wall organization. Gene Ontology annotation, cellular component: fungal-type cell wall. Gene Ontology annotation, molecular function: structural constituent of cell wall. The transcript has a single exon.